Messenger RNA from Rhinocladiella mackenziei CBS 650.93, 2556 nucleotides. RefSeq lists its product as uncharacterized. Gene Ontology annotation, biological process: nuclear migration along microtubule; establishment of spindle localization; mitotic spindle orientation checkpoint signaling. NCBI's taxonomy places the organism in Eukaryota, Fungi, Ascomycota, Eurotiomycetes, Chaetothyriales, Herpotrichiellaceae. Gene Ontology annotation, cellular component: spindle pole body; cell cortex; mating projection tip. The transcript has a single exon. Bases 1 to 2556 code for a protein of 851 amino acids. The record is from RefSeq and is a predicted model, not a curated record.
AUGGUGGAGACUCAGAGCGAUGUCGACCUCCAUCAAUUGCUCGUUCCUACACCCACCAACGACGUACCUCCUCCGCAUCAAUCUUCUUCCGCCUCUUCCGGACCCAGCAGCGAUGCUGGCUCCUUUGUGAUUCCCGACAAUUUAUCACGGAGUAACUCGGUCUACUCGUUCUCGAGGGCCUCAUUUAGCAGUCAGCUGGCAGGUCUGACUUCGAUCAAUUUGCCUCAAGCUGAGUCCCUCGCGGCGACAGUCACGACUCUCCCGAGCGCUCGAAAAGCCAUCAAAGCCCUCACUAGCGCUGCAGAGCAAAUACAAUCAUGGAACAAAAAAGCUCUAAAAGUCUUGGAAAAUCUGGAUGCCGACGACGAUGUAGAGUGGGCAGCCGCCGCCGGAAGAUUAGGAUUGGAUGAGACGGAUAAAACAAUCAACAAAUUUGAAAACCUGAUUAACGUCUACGUCCUAUCGAUCGAAGAAUUGCAAGCACGGCCCGACAUAGGAGACGUCAAAGCGGAAGAGCUGCAGGCCGUUGUCGAGCAGAUGGAGGUCACUUUGGAGGGAUGGGACAGCGUCCGCAGAGAUUUGAAAAAAGUUCACGAACAAGUGGAGUUGGCUAUGGAAUGGGAAGAACUAUGGAGCAAGGUACUUGGAGAUGUCGGGGCGGAGAUGGACAGCCUCAGUCAACUGGUAUUUGAAAUGGAAGAGAAAAGACAUGCAGCAUACCAGGCCCCGACACCAAAUGGCCCCAGUCAAAAUAUCGACCUCAACGAAUUGGAAAGCUUUAUCGACGAACCCUCUCAGAAACACACCGCCCCGAGUUCUCGUUUCAGCCUACCUCCCUUCGAAUCCUCGCCGUUAGGAUCCCCUAUAAUCGAAAAUCCUCAAGAUGACUCAAACUUGCUGGCUCUCUUCGCGCGGAUGCAACCGCUGAGAGCGUCCCUUGACUUUCUCCCGAUGCGACUGUCGAUGUUUCAAUCUCGGGCGGAGAAGAUUUUCCCGAUAGCCUGUAAGGAGCUGGAUGAUAAACGAGCCCGUUUGGAAAGAAAUUGGACAGAACUUUCGAAGGAAGCAGAAAACUUGCGACGUGAACUCAGUGAAGACCGAUGGGUGAUCGUCUUCCGUAAUGCUGGGCGACAAGCACAGAAAAUGUGUGAAUCGGUGGAAAGAAGUAUCGUCAAAGUUCAAGAAGCCGUUAAUGAAAACUAUCAAACAAUGAACCCGGCGGCUCUGGCAAAGAGGAUCGAAAGUUUCGAGGCCAAGAAGAUGCAUUAUGGACCUGCGAUCAACCGAGUGCUCGCCAUCAUUCAAAAAGGCCUCAAGGAUCGUUUGACUGUCAACGGAGAAAUCCUCCGUCUUCACAAAGACUUGUCGUCGAGAAUGCGAGAUCUGACCGACACCAUGGAAGACUUGGAAACUCUGCUUGAGCCGUACAGUACUCGACAAAACUCACAGCUCCGCGAAUCCAUAUCUAGCAUUGUGUCGGCGGAUCGGUCGUUCACCAGCACCACAUUUGCAGGAACUCCAGGCAGCUCUCCGCCUUCGUCGGUGGAUCUGCCUCCCCAACGGAUGGAGAAAGUCACGCCCAAAUAUGGUCUUAACGGCUACACCAAACCGCGGACUUCAUCUUCGAGUAGGCCGCCGCCGCCUUCUUCCUCCAACAAACGGGCUUCAUUGCUGCCUCAGGCAAGACGGCCCACAACACCGAUGUCGCACGUUAGUGGCGGCGGAAUUAGACGAACUGCCUCCCCUUUGCCGGGACCUCCCUCUGUGUAUCGUCAGGGCCUAUAUACUCCUCCGGUGGUGCCAGCACCACCUCGACCCAACCCAACGCCUUUCUCAAACAAACCAAGGUGGUCAGCUGUUGUCAAACCAGAUGACGGUACUUUGGCACCGACAUAUCGUUCUUCGUCUCCGACUGCUCCAUUGACUGCGCGAAGAUACACACCACGAUCAAUCUCGUCCAGCACCGCUUUGCCACUAAGGAGCCCCUUGAGUCGGGAGACCUCAGCGUCGCCCUCGUCCAUGUUGCCAACACUUGCCAAACGAGAAGGUCAACAAUUCAAAUCCUUCGCCGAACGUGUCGCUGAUCCAUCGCCAGCGAGGACGAGUAGCUUGUUGGAUCCGGUUCCUUACCAUCGAGGACGAAACUCAAGUGCCCCUGUGGCCGGCACUAUCCGAUCACCCUCUUCACUCGCUGUACACAGCCACAACAAACCGACGAUGAGCGGAGUCACGGUGCCGAGGCCGUCAACGUCACUCAGUAGGAGCUAUGGCCCUUCUCAAGGACUCCCGUUGCGGUCCAUUGCUCAUAAUUCCCGGGUGGAAAACAGAAUUGAAAGCAGCAUAGGAGAAAGCGUGGCUGAUUCGGAGGAGCUGGACAGGGCCAGUGAGAACGAAGACGACCAAAUCACGGAACCGAAUUCGAGUCCGUUGUCGAAGCGAACAAUUACUCGACCAAGCAGUGUUUUAGCAAUGAAUGGCAAAGGAAAGCGGAUGUCAUUACUGCCGGUUCCAGUUGGCAGCGGCAGGCAAAGCUCAUUAGGAUCCAGGAUCUCCUGA